AUGCAACCUGAAUGUGAGUUCCCUUACUCUCAAUUUAGUUAUCAACAACGCAAGUUUCAGUUUUCUUGGUUUAAAGAUAAUCCAUGGCUUGAGUAUUCAGAAGCUAAGGAUAUGGCAUAUUGUUUUCCUUGUUUCCUUUUUGCUACUGAAAAUCCUUUGAACAAAGCAUUCAUCAUUGAAGGGUUCAAAAAUUGGAAGAGGACUGUGCCUAGUGAUAAUGCUUUUCUGAAUCAUGUAGGAGGAAUUACAUCAUCACAUAAUAGUGCAAUGCAAAAGUGGGAUGCAUUACGAAACCCAUCUAGCCAAAUUGAGCCAAUCUUUAGUUCAAAAUCAGCAAAAGAUAUAGAGGAUAACCAGUUAAGGCUCAUAGCUUCUAUAGAGAGUGUUAGAUAUCUAGCUAGCCAAGGAAUUGCCUUUAGAGGCCAUGAUGAAUCCGAAGAGUCAUUGAAUCAAGGACCUUUUAGGCAGCUUAUCAAAUCCUUUAGAAGAGUUAGUCUAGAUAUUAAAAGAGUUAUAGAAAAUGCUCCUAAAAAUUCCAAGUAUAUUAGUCCUUCAAUUAAAAAAGACAUUCUUAAUAUUCUUGGUAACCAAGUGAGGGGUAUGAUUUGUGAAGAAGUUGGGGCUGCAAAAUAUUGUCUUCUUGUUGAUGAAGCUAUAGAUGUUUCUAAUAAGGAACAAAUAGCGAUUAUUUUAAGAUUUUUUGAUUCUCUAGGUAAGGUUCGAGAACGUUUUUUUAAGAUUGUAAGUGUUCCAAACACAAGCUCACAAACUCUUAAAGAUGAAAUAUCUAAGGUUCUUACUCAGGACAAGCUUCAAGUUAGAAAUAUGCGUGGUCAAGGCUAUGAUGGUGCUAGCAACAUGAGAGGCAUUUAUAAAGGUUUACAAGCAUUAUUUCUUGAAGAGUGUCCUUAUGCUUAUUAUGUGCAUUGUUUUGCUCAUCGUCUGCAACUAACACUAAAUGCUACUGCCAAGGGGGUACAUGAAAUUUGGAAAUUCUUUUCCAUGUUAAGUUUGAUUGUGAACUUUAUGAACUCUUCCGGCAAGCGUCACUCGGCCUUGAAAGCUGCUAGAAAAGAAGAAAUUGCAGACUUGGUGGCUUGUGGUGAACUUGAAACCGAUACAGGGGCCAAUCAGAUUUUUAGUAUGCAACAAGCUGGUGCUACUCGUUGGGGCUCACAUUAUCGUUCAAUUAGGGGUUUGAUUGAAUUUUUUGGUGCAUCUAAAACAACUCUUGUUUAUAUGAGUGAGCAGGGACCAGUGGAUCUUCAAAGAGAGGCUGGAGAUGUUCUCAAAGCAAUGCGGAAGUUUGUCUUUGUUUUUUGUUUGCUUCUCAUGAACAAGGUAAUGAAAAUUACUGAGACUCUUUCUCAGACAUUGCAGCAAAAGUCUCUUGAUUUUGUUCAAGCUAUGCGGUUUGUGAAACAUACAAAAGAAUUGCUUGGAGACCUAAGGAAAGAUGGAUGGGCUGAUUUCUUUGAACAUGUGGAAUCAUUUUGUAAGAAACAUGAAAUUAAAAUGCCUGAUAUGCAUGCUAGUACAUCUCAUCGGUCUUCUAUCACUAAUGAGCAUCAUUACCGUGUUGAUAUAUUUAAUGCUCUAAUUGAUUUUCAGCUAAGUGAGUUGGAUGGAAGAUUUUCAGAGCAAGCAACAGAUCUUCUUAGUCUUGCUUCAACCUUGGAUCCUCAUUCUAAUUUCAGUAAGUUUAAAACUGAACUUUUUCUUGAUCUUGCAAGAAAAUAUUAUCCUGAAGAUUUUGAUUAUGGUGAGAUGCUUUCUCUUGAGUCAAAGUGUGCAUACUAUGAAAAAGACAUGCUUGAUGAUGCUAUGUUUAAGAAUUUUUCAUCUAUUUGUGAGCUGUGUCCAUUGUUGGUCCAAACAAGAAAGUCAGAAUUUUAUCCAAUGCUUUAUAGAUUGAUUUGUCUAGUUUUGACUCUUCCGGUAUCUACAGCAACAACUGAAAGAGCAUUUUCAGCCAUGAACUACAUCAAGAACAAGCUUAGAAAUAAGAUGGAAUGA
Molecule: messenger RNA, 2016 nt
Organism: Argentina anserina (silverweed cinquefoil)
Lineage: Eukaryota; Viridiplantae; Streptophyta; Magnoliopsida; Rosales; Rosaceae
Exons: 1
Coding region: 1-2016 (671 amino acids)
Molecular function (GO): protein dimerization activity
Source: RefSeq, a predicted model, not a curated record